Ornithodoros turicata is the source of this 997-nucleotide messenger RNA. RefSeq lists its product as uncharacterized. The coding region runs from base 121 to 939 and encodes 272 amino acids. The record is from RefSeq and is a predicted model, not a curated record. The transcript has 4 exons. Lineage: Eukaryota; Metazoa; Arthropoda; Arachnida; Ixodida; Argasidae.
UGUCGAGUGGGCUCAUUAUUUCACACAAGACGUCAAACAGGACGUAUAGCCUUGUCUUUAAAGCGACGAUUAAUUCUCCCGCCAUCAACAUUUCGCAAGUAACUCUGCACACACACAACAAUGAAGAUCGUCUCGUUGUUCCUGUGUAUCUCUCUUGCCAUUGGUGCCAACGCCGACGUCAAAGUCGACGAAUCCAACAGAUAUAUGGACAAAUUACUUCAGCAAACCUUCCCACAAAGAGGCGGAGUUUUAGGCUGGACGCGUCUCAAUGGAUUCUGGAUCAAGGUCGGCAAGAAGUCAAAGGUUAAGAUUGGCAACACAAGCUUUGGCAAACGAGACACUCUUGCCCUGGAUCAACUGCGAGGAACGUCAGCAAAGAGCACCUCGACGUCCAGUGGCCACCUGCCCCACGGGGACCAUUUGACCAAACGAUCUAUCAAAAUUCGGAAAGAGAAGGAGGUGGAAGUGAAUAUGGGCGACGGCACCGUCAGCGGUCUUCACGGACUCCGAAGGCUCGGAGACUGUUCACCGCCCAUGUGGCAACUUGGCACUGUUGUCUUGUCCUGCUACGUGUCUCUGAACGGCGUCACGGCCAACUACAGAGGAAAAAUCGCUCGCCAGAAAAGUACGGGAAUUUUCACCACCGGUUCCCAUCAGGAUGAAAUCACAGCUGACGCUGUUAUGACGAACGCCAAGGCUUUCAUCGAAGUGUCCGGCACACCAGGUGGCCAACCGACUUUGUCCUCCUGGAGUGUGAUGCCUUACGACCUCCAUAUGGGGUACUCCCGUUCCUUGAACGACGUCGACUCUGAUCUGAGAAGCUCCCUUCGAAAGCAAUUGAAAAAACACAUCAAGGAAAAACUUGACAGCUUCCUGUAUGGCCAGCUGAAGAGUGGUCUUGAAACCGCUGUUAAGGUUGAUCCCCUGCCGAUGCCCUGAAGCACACAAGGCCUCAAAAACCAGGAGAAGCGAAUAAAAUAUCUAACAACACAAUGUA